UUGGGGUAAAUGCUUGAAAAUAGUUGGAAUUUCCUUGAAGAUUUUUUCAAGAUUUUUCAUGGAAAUUUUAGGGAAUCUUCACUAAAAACUUAAGCUUAUUUUAGGAAAUUUUGAUUCAUUUAAUUGAAAAUUGUUUAAAGUUCUUUAGAAUUUGACUGAAUGUUGUCUAGAAACUUCUACUUACACAUUUUGGAAUAUUUCAGGAAUUAUUGGGUAAUAUUCUCAAAAGUUCUCAAAAACUUUCACAGGAAUUUUGGCAAUGUGUUACUGUAGACAGAUGAAAUUCAGAAGAUUUGUUAUUCUUAACAGGUACGUUUUUGAACAGCCAAAGAAACCCAUGAUCUUUGUGAAAAUGAUUUCUUUCAAAUAGAAGUCUUAUAAUACUUAUUCUUUUUAUUUCCUUUUUGUUACACAAAGGUAGUUUUAAUGUUUUUUACAGUAAAAAAUAAAUUGAUUGUGCAGACAUUUUUUGUGUUAACUUCCUGUUAAAAAGACAAUUUUUUUUUCUUUUUACUUAUCAGGUCCUUUUUUCCCAAUAAAUUUAGGAAACUUGAAAUACAUGGCACACAAAGGCUUGGUCUCAGAGGGUUACAAUUGUCCUUUCUUUGCAACAUUUUUCAUUGAUUUUAAGUUUGAUGACAUUGCCAAAAAUCCCACUUUUUCAGGACAAGAUCUUCAGCCCUGAAUAACUUUAUUUUAUCUAUUUUCAGCAUAAAAAAACCUCCCUGUCAUCACAGUAAAACAUUCCUCUUCACUUAGUCAGUGAAAAGGAAACGUCACAUUGCUCUCAGUUCCAUCCAAACACAGCUCUGCAGAAGCAGCAGCAGAUUCAGUUUCAUAGCAGUGACCUCAAAGCACAUGACACCUGAGGUUAGGCUUCGACUGUGUUUGGUGUUGUGUUACAAAAAGAAGCAUGUCAUGAGAGAGGGUGAGGGAGGAAGUAAGAGAGAGAGAGAGAGUGUGGUGUUGGGUAAGGGGGGAGGAGAAGCAGCUCUGAGCUCACUACCUGAGGAGAGCCAAUUCAAGGGCACCGGAGUCACACUGAGCAUUUAAGCCCAAGCACAGAGAAGUUUUACUGAAUCGCUGGAAGAAAACAAAGUCCCAGCUCGACCUUGCAUGAGUGGAUUCUUCUGACUGUGGCCUGAGAGAGCUCUGUUCAAAGAUGGCCGAGGCCCAUCAGGCGGUGGGCUUCCAGUUCACUGUACGCCCAGAUGGUGUGGACCUUAAACUGAGCCAAGAGGUCAUCAAAAACAUCUACCUGUCAAGUGUGACAGCAUGGAAGAAGAAAGCCAUUCAACUCAAGAAUGGAGUACUAGCUGGAGUCUAUCCUGCCAGUCCCUCCAGUUGGCUGAUAGUUGUGAUUGUCAUGAUGAGUUCCUUGUACACUCGCAUAGACCCAUCUCUAGGAAUGAUUCACACAAUCAAGGACAACCUGCCACUCAGAGACUAUAUGUCAGUGCAGACCCGAGCGGUGCUGAGCUCCAUCCUGUUUGCCACUGGACUGUGGCUCUUCCUCAUCUACCUCCUCAGAUACACGCUGAAAGCUCUGCUCUCCUACCAUGGAUGGAUUUUUGAAUCCCAUGGGAAAAUGAGCACAUCAACCAAAUUAUGGCUGAGCCUGGUGAAGAUGUUCUCUGGUCGCAGGCCGCUCCUCUACAGUUUCCAGGCCUCUUUACCCAGACUGCCUGUACCCAGUGUGGAGGAUACAAUUCACAGGUACCUGGAGUCAGUCCGACCCCUGCUGGACACUGAGCAGUACAAUCAGAUGGAGAUUCUGGCCAAUGAGUUUAAAGAUUCAAAAGCGGCCAGGCUUCAGAGAUAUCUCAUCCUAAAAUCCUGGUGGGCAACUAAUUAUGUCAGUGACUGGUGGGAGGAGUACAUCUACCUUCGUGGCAGGAGUCCUAUCAUGGUCAACAGUAACUUUUAUAUAAUGGACCUCUUGUAUGUGACUCCAACACACCGACAAGCUGCACGGGCAGGAAAUAUGGUGCAUGCAAUGCUGCAGUACAGACGCAAACUGGAGCGUGGUGAACAUGCACCGCUGAGGGCUUUGGGGACUGUUCCCAUGUGCUCCACACAGAUGGAGAGGAUGUUUAACACCACCCGUAUCCCUGGAAUUGAAACAGAUAUCGUACAGCACCUGACUGACCGUAAGCACCUGGUUGUCUAUCACAAGGGCCGUUUCUUCCAGGUGUGGCUGUACACUGGGGGGCGCCACCUCUUACCCAGUGAACUGGAGAUGCAGUUUCAAAGGAUCCUCAAUGAUACCUCAGAACCACAGCCAGGAGAACUCAAACUAGCUUCCCUGACUGCAGGAAACAGAGUUCCAUGGGCUCAGACUCGUGUUAAAUACUUUGGCCAAGGAGCAAACAAAGUGUCCCUGGAUGCUGUGGAGUCAGCUGCCUUCUUCCUGACACUAGAUGAUGAGCCACAGGGUUAUGACCCUGCAAAGAAACGUUCACUUGAUAGUUACGCCAAGUCCCUACUUCAUGGAAAAUGUUACGACAGAUGGUUUGAUAAAUCUUUCACCUUGAUCUCUUAUCCAAAUGGUAAAAUGGGAAUCAGUGCUGAACAUUCUUGGGCUGACGCUCCAAUUGUUGGACAUAUGUGGGAGUAUGUCCUUUCAACAGACUGCUUCCAUCUUGGCUACACAGAAGAGGGACACUGUAAAGGGGAUGUAAACAAAAACCUACCGUAUCCCACUCGGCUACAGUGGAAGAUUCCAAAGGAGUGCCAAGACUCCAUUGAGGCUUCAUACAUAUUAGCAAAGCAGAUAGCUGAUGACGUGGACUUCCAUGGCUGUCUGUUUAGUGAGUUUGGGAAAGGACUCAUCAAGAAGUGCAGGACCAGCCCUGAUGCCUUCAUUCAGUUGGCCCUGCAGCUGGCUCAGUUCAGGGACCAGGGAGUGUUCUGUCUGACAUACGAGUCAUCAAUGACGCGUAUGUUCAGAGAUGGUCGGACAGAGACGGUACGCUCCUGUACCUCUGAGGCGGUUGCUUUUGUUAGAGCCAUGGAGGAUCCAGGUGCAACAAAUGCUCACAGACUUGCCCUAUUUCGGACAGCAGCAAAUAAGCAUCAAAACAUGUAUCGUCUAGCCAUGACUGGUUCUGGCAUUGACCGCCACCUCUUCUGUCUCUACAUUGUGUCCAAAUACCUCGGGGUGGACUCUCCAUUUCUGGAGAAGGUGCUUUCAGAGCCAUGGAAGUUGUCGACCAGCCAGACUCCACAGCAGCAGCUCAAUUUAGUUGACAUCAAUAAGUUCCCCAGAUAUGUCGGUGCUGGUGGUGGAUUUGGCCCAGUGGCUGAUGAUGGUUAUGGUGUGUCUUAUAUAAUUGUUGGGGAAAAUCUCAUAACAUUCCACAUCUCCAGCAAGUUCUCCAGCCCAGACACAGACUCGUACCGGUUUGGCCAGCACAUUUGGAAGGCCAUGCUUGAUAUUCAAACACUUUUCAAGCUUGAAAAUGACAAGAGGAUGGUGGAGUAUUCUAAGCACGUACAACUAGAAAAUGGGAAAAAGCACAUAUGACAAAAACUGUUUAAUGAUUUUUUGCUUUUGCACUAAUAAUCAAUUAGUGUUUCUGGUGUGGUGGGUCAUAUAAUGAGAGCAGGUCAUUCCAGUCUGUCAGGCAAAGGGAAUAAAUGUUACUCCUCUAAUUUAUUUGUAUUUAUAUACUUGCAAGAGCUGUUUUUGGUGCUGAGGGAAAGAUAUUUUCUUUUUAGGUGUGAAUUUUGUCAGUUGUGCCACUGACUGUACAUAGCUCUAGUUAUGUUAGAAAUAUAAAUCUAAUAUUUGUAUAUGUUCUACAAUAUGUAAAAUUUAUUUGUAAAUAUAUCUGAUUUAAGAUUUCUUAUUUUUUAAAAUAUAAAUAUUUGUAAACUGUAUUGAUGAACUUGUUCAUUUAUGCAUUGUACUUUUGGUUAAAGUUAUUGUGCCAUUUUAACAUGAAGAUUACCAUUAGAACCUUUUCUCUUAUAAAAUAUAGACACAUAGAUCAUUACACAGUUAAUCGCAAUGGUUAAUUUGCUUAAGCUUCCAUUCAUCAUCAGUUGAACAGUAAGGUAAAUCUUUGAAAAAUAUAGAAAAUGGAUGCAGAUAAAACAUUUUACUGUAAGAGAAGUUUAUUUGAACGGGUGUUAUGGAGGUCAUUUAUUGUUCAUGAUAUCCAUAUGAACAUUUACAGAGGCCUUCCUGAACCAUCCAGGUGAUGAGAACAAACAAAUCAAAGAUCUGAACUUUGAUCAGCCUGAAGGUGACAUAACAUUGAUUCAGGCUGCUUUAAUAAAGCACCUGCAAAAAUCACACUGCAAUCCAAAUAAUGUAAACUCUUUUCCACAUAUUACCCAUGAUAAGAUGAAAAACUGGGAACGUGAAGAGAACAUGAGUUAUCUCCUGAGGGGUAUGCAGA
Messenger RNA from Cheilinus undulatus (humphead wrasse), 4406 nucleotides. RefSeq names its product carnitine palmitoyltransferase 1B (muscle) (gene cpt1b). Gene Ontology annotation, molecular function: carnitine O-palmitoyltransferase activity. Gene Ontology annotation, cellular component: mitochondrion. Bases 1163 to 3526 code for a protein of 787 amino acids. NCBI's taxonomy places the organism in Eukaryota, Metazoa, Chordata, Actinopteri, Labriformes, Labridae. Gene Ontology annotation, biological process: fatty acid metabolic process; carnitine metabolic process. The record is from RefSeq and is a predicted model, not a curated record. The transcript is spliced from 19 exons.